CUCUAACCGUGUGCGGUGUGCCGUGCUAGCCCGCUGCACAUACACUAAGUCCCAAGUCCAAAACAGGAAGAAGAUAUUCCUGACCACCCACUCUCUGCAUCUGUGUUUGAAUCGUCGAUGGGAAUGCCUUUCGCCCUGAGGCUAUCGUUUCCUGCCUUUGCAUUUGAAUCGUCGACGACCAGCGGCAGGUGGAGAGCUCGUCGUUUCCCGUUCCGUUUCCUCUCUUCCCCCCUACAGUCCAAUCCUCAGGAUCCCGCAGAAGAAGAAGAAAACUUCGGGAAAGAGAGCGUUCGUCGCCGGAAACAGUCGAUUUUAGUGGAGAGAUACAGCAAUGGAGCUAUCAAAAGAUACAUUUUGGAUGAUGAAGUAGGAGUAAGAAUCUCUCUCACAGAAGAUGUGGCCAAUAAUAAUUUUGGAGCCCUAGACUCGUCUGUGCCUGAGACAAAACGACCAUCGGUGCUUCCUCAGUUUGUCGCCGAUUUUGUUCUACCUGCUGGCUUUCCAGGAUCAGUUUCAGAAGAUUAUUUGGAGUACAUGUUGUUACAAUUCCCCACUAAUGUCACUGGAUGGAUCUGCCACGCAUUAGUCACGUCAAGUCUUCUUAAGGCAUGUGAAUCUAACUCAGGCACUACUUCGAAUGAAAUUCUGCAGGGCGUUGGUGUUGGCUACUCUACAGGAACUGCUGCUGCUGCGACAGCUGCUGCAAUUAGAUGGGUGUCUAAGGACGGCAUUGGAGCUUUGGGUCGCUUGUUCAUAGGUGGACGAUUUGGCAAUCUUUUUGAUGAUGAUCCUAAACAAUGGCGCAUGUAUGCGGAUUUCAUCGGGAGUGCUGGAAGCAUCUUUGACCUCACCACCCAAUUGUAUCCAGCCUACUUCCUUCCAUUAGCGUCUCUUGGAAAUCUGACCAAGGCUGUAGCAAGGGGGCUCAAAGAUCCUUCAUCCCGUGUGAUCCAAAACCAUUUUGCUGCAUCUGGAAAUCUAGGGGAGGUAGCUGCCAAGGAAGAAGUCUGGGAAGUAGGCGCUCAGUUGCUUGGACUUGCUGUUGGUAUACUGAUCCUGGAUACACCCGGACUGGUGAAAACGUUUCCAGCAUUGACAUUGACGUGGACGAGCAUGCGUCUUCUGCAUCUGUGGUUUCGGUAUCAAUCCCUGCUGGUUCUUCGAUUUGACACGAUAAAUCUUAAGCGAGCUCGUCUGCUGGUGAAAUCACACAUCGAACGCUCUCAUGUGCCAGGAUGCGCUGAUUGCAAUAAAGAAGAAAACAUCUUACUGUGGGAAACAUUCACAAAACCGAGAAUUACUUUCGGUGUCCCAUUGGAAGAGAUGAUUAGUGGCAAGAAAUCCAUUUCCGAGGUGAAAGCACUUAUGAGAGUGUAUGAAAAGGAGCAAUAUCUGCUCAUGGUGAACUGGCAAACGAAAGACUUGGAGGUCUUUGUCUCGUUCAAGGUGGGAGCUACAAGCAUGUCGGUACUACGAAGUGUGUGGCAGACAUACUGGCUACAUGUGAACUGGGAACAACAUUCUCUUGAUGUUUUUUACCAGCUUGCUAAAUCCCACAAGGAGAUGGAGACCAAUUUUGACAAUUUCCUUGAGCAAUUGGGUCAAGCCGGAUGGGACACAAACCAAUUCAAUCUGAAGGUCCCCGGCGGAAUACUGAUCGAUGAAUCAGGCUUCAUUCAAUCUUCUCAAGGCCAGGUUUGACUUCCCUCAUGGACCUGAUAAAAGCUUUGGUAGCACAAGGAAGAAGAUUCUAAUUAGUACGAGGUGGCAAGAAGCCAAGAACCCAGAGUUGAGUUAGCUUGUCCAACUCUUCAAUUCAACUGCCGUCCAAUUGUAAUAAUCUCUUGUCUCUUUCCAAAUUAUGAAAUUUCGUCUGUUCAUCUACAAUUCGGAAUGAUUGGUUUCCUUGUGCCAGGGGGUUAACAACCGUUUCUGUUUAUCUACUUAACAUUUGUGGCUGCGCAGAGAGAGCUUUGCUUUGGGAUGACUUGCAGGUUUUUCUGAACUUUGGCGGGUGGUCUUCGUUAAGCUCCUAAAACACACCAUCUCAGCGAGAACAGCCGAUUCAGCCUCAGGUAAUGCAAAUUUCAUUAGUUUAGUAGUAGUUGCCCUCCAAUUGCCAAAAUGGUGGUACAAUAAAAUAAUUGAUUUUUUCGUUUGGGUUUUGCUUCCAGAAUCGCUAUUUUUAUUUUGUCUCCAACGAAAGCCUCCAAAAUACGAGUGAAAAUCAUGGCCCUCCACUUAGAAUGAUUUAUCCAAUCCAAUAUGAUAUAUUAAAUUCCCGCCCUCACUUGUCUAAUGAGCUUCUUGAUUCAUUAUUGUGACAAGGAAUAACAAGGGUAAAUAAAAUAAUUAGAUCCCUGUCCUAUUAACGAGCUUGUUUUUUUUUCUUCUUCUUUAA
Messenger RNA from Linum tenue, 2401 nucleotides. NCBI's taxonomy places the organism in Eukaryota, Viridiplantae, Streptophyta, Magnoliopsida, Malpighiales, Linaceae. The record is from the annotation of a GenBank genome assembly.